Molecule: messenger RNA, 1073 nt
Organism: Sinocyclocheilus grahami
Lineage: Eukaryota; Metazoa; Chordata; Actinopteri; Cypriniformes; Cyprinidae
Product: T-cell acute lymphocytic leukemia protein 2-like
Exons: 2
Coding region: 315-644 (109 amino acids)
Biological process (GO): regulation of transcription by RNA polymerase II
Molecular function (GO): RNA polymerase II cis-regulatory region sequence-specific DNA binding; protein dimerization activity; DNA-binding transcription factor activity, RNA polymerase II-specific
Source: RefSeq, a predicted model, not a curated record
GCAACGUCACACAGCGGCAUGACUAUAAAAAUGAGAAGCACAAUCCAAACCCCACUCCUCCCUCACAUCCUCGCUCUCUUUCACCCUGUUUUCCAUCUGAGGAGUCAAGGGUUCAGAGAGUGUCAGAUAGCUGAGAGUGAGAGGACGGAUGCUGAUUUUCAUUACUUCUGCAAUUACCUGACAGCACUUUAUCUUUCCUAAACACUCUGCUCCGUGCUGCUUUCACUUGAUGUCGGGACUAUUUUUCAAUUUGUGCCUGAUGCUCCAACGUUCAUAGAGCUUCAAGACAACAGAAAUUGAAGUACUGCGGUAUCAUGACUAGGAAGGUGUUCACCAACACACGCGAGCGCUGGCGCCAAUAUAAUGUCAACACAGCUUUCUCAGAGCUGCGGAAACUCAUCCCCACACACCCGCCCGAGAAAAAGCUCAGCAAGAAUGAGAUCCUGCGGCUGGCCAUGCGCUACAUCAAUUUCUUGGUGACUCUGCUGGAGAGCCAAGGCGAAGAGCCAUCAGCUCACUCGCAAGCCGCGCUCCUCACGCUGAUCACAGGGAACAUGCAGAAGCUGCGCACCGACCGCACCUGGACCAGCGACACCGACCCGCCCUCGCCCGGGUCCAGCUGCGACAGUUCAGAAGCCUGGUAGAAUGAAGGCGAAAGUGAGAGGAUUCUGUGAUUGUGAUGUUUUUGAAAGUUCCAUCGCCACGGAGGGACAAAGCUGGAUUUUUGGAACUCGGAAUGUUUGCUAUGACAUCACAAUCACUCAUUUCAGCCAAGCUGUUUGGAAACGAAUGAUCUUUGGAAACCCAGAAACACUUUAUUCACCAGUACUGCUGUAAUUGAGCAGGAACCCCGAACAACAUAUGCAUGGUCAAGGAUGCACUUUGGAAGCAUCUAACUGAUACUUCGUAGUAUUAAUGUAAUUUAAUUUCCUUGACUGAAUUAACGCUCAAGAAUGUUUUGUUUGAGAUUGAAGGCGACCUCAGAAUUGAAACUGUAAUUUAUUUGAUCGUAUUUAAUUGUUUAUUUAAUAUUUAUGCUUUCAAUGGAUUCAGCACAUGCGGCUAGUUGUACA